Triplophysa rosa is the source of this 1879-nucleotide messenger RNA. RefSeq names its product deleted in malignant brain tumors 1 protein-like. The transcript is spliced from 12 exons. Lineage: Eukaryota; Metazoa; Chordata; Actinopteri; Cypriniformes; Nemacheilidae. The record is from RefSeq and is a predicted model, not a curated record. Gene Ontology annotation, cellular component: cell surface. Bases 263 to 1783 code for a protein of 506 amino acids.
AGAGUAAUUUGUACAGUAAUCUAAUUACACUAUUGAAUAUGUAAUUAGUAACUAGUAAUUAAUUACUUUUUGAGAGUAACUUACCCAACACUGAGUACACCACACAUACAGUAUAUGGAUGACAUCAUGAGUAUAAUCUAUUGUCUCUAUAGCUUCCCCCUCCUGCAGGUACAACUGUGGAUAUAAUCUUGGAAGCUGUUCAUGCAGAGACGACUGUCGCUACUAUGGAAACUGUUGCUAUGACUAUGACAGUCACUGCUCAAUGACAACCACAGAACCAGCAACAGCUUCCCCCUCCUGCAGGUACAACUGUGGAUAUAAUCUUGGAAGCUGUUCAUGCAGAGACGACUGUCGCUACUAUGGAAACUGUUGCUAUGACUAUGACAGUCACUGCUCAAUGACAACCACAGAACCAGCAACAGCUUCCCCCUCCUGCAGGUACAACUGUGGAUAUAAUCUUGGAAGCUGUUCAUGCAGAGACGACUGUCGCUACUAUGGAAACUGUUGCUAUGACUAUGACAGUUACUGCUCAAUGACAACUACAGACCCAACAACAGAGAGUCACCCUGAGUGUGGAGGACAUCUGUAUGGUUCUGGGAUGUUUUCAAGCCCCAAAUACCCAAGCUAUUACUUUGACAACGCCUAUUGUGUGUGGUAUCUCUCUGCUCAGUCAGGACAGAGGAUCUUCCUGUCAUUUGCUGAUGUACAACUGGAGCGCUGCUGUGACUGUGACUACAUCUCUGUGCACGAUGGCUCUUCUGUUAGUCAUCGAGAGCUGGGACGGGUUUGCUUUAAUGACACCACUCACCAGGCGUUUCACUCUUCAUCUCGAUUCUUGACUGUUCUCUUCAGGAGUGAUUAUUCUGGUGUCAGUCAUGGUUUUAAAGCCCUAUUUACAAGCUCUCUGACGGCAGAUCAAGGUCGCGUGGACUGUUCUUCAGACAACAUGGUUAUUGUCAUUCAAACAUCAUAUCUGAACUCGCUUGGCUUCAAUGGAAAUGACCUUUAUGUGGAUGACCAUCGGUGCAGACCCAACAUUAGCAGUAGUGAGGUUGUUUUCCGCUUCUCUCUCGACACAUGUGGGACCAGCAAAGAGAUGAUGAAUGGUUACGUAACUUACACCAACAACGUGCGGGCGUCUCAGUCUCAGUCGGGCGAGAUCACCCGUCAGUCACAGUUUCUGUUACGUGUGGGCUGCAGAAUGGAGCCGGACACGAUUGUACAGAUUUUGUUCAAGACCAGAGAGAAUGUCAAUGCCAACAUCACAGGAACGGGUCGCUUCAAUGCCAGCAUCGCCUUCUACACCUCCAGCAGUUUCCACCAACAAAUUUAUGACUCUCCAUAUGAGGUGAACCUCAAUCAGGACAUGUAUGCUCAAGUUAAGUUAGACAGACAUGACAACACCCUAGAUCUCUUCCUUGACACCUGUGUAACAUCUCCAGAUCCCAAUGACUUCAAAACACGCUCCUAUGAACUGCUGCGUAAUGGAUGUUCUAGAGACAGCACAUAUGUUUCCUACACCAGUGGUCAGUUCGACUAUGCUCGGUUCAGUUUCAAGGCUUUCAAGUUCCUUCGGACUCACGCGUUUGUGUACCUGCAGUGUAAGGUGAUCAUCUGCCCAGAAACCGAUAACAACUCUCGCUGUCGCAGAGGUUGCCAGUCACGUCGAAGGAGGUCCCUUGAAAUAAAUCAUCACACCAACACUGUGAUACUGGGGCCAAUCAAACUCAGAGGAGAAAAGCCAGUGCUUCAACCAUCCGAGAGGAACGAGACAGCUCAGUGAUUUUAUCAUCACCAUUAUCAAUAUUAUAAUUAUCAUUCUAAUCAGUUUCAUUUAUCAGGUCCUAAGAUCUGUAUUGUAUCUGUAUAAGUUAAUUCA